GAACCGCGCGACAUAACGUAACCGUAUGCUUGGUGAACACUCUGAGAGGCUGCUGGAACCGGGGGAUGCCAUGGAAAGACUCGACAAGGAGCCGAGUACUGGAAGCGAGCUGGCUUCCAGUGGAGGAGCGGGUGUGUCUGCGGUGGUGGCGGCAGGGGGUGCAGCGCCCCCCCAGCCGCCUCCGCCGCUGGCCCUCAAGGAUGUGCAGUGUCCCAUUUGCCUCAAGGUGUUCAGCCGCAAGUUUUCCCUCGAGAUGCAUUUCCUGAUCCACCAGGGACUCAAGCCGUACAAGUGCCAGUUCUGUGGGCGCUGCUUCCGCCAGAAGGGCACCCUCAUGCGCCACAAGGCUAUCCACAGUCAGACACCGUCGUACCGCUGCGGCCUGUGUGACAAGAGCUACCGCCAGAAGAAUGUGUUCCUGCACCACCUCCGCAACCGGCACAAGGUGUCCACGGACGUGCUCGACCGGCGGCGCUGCCACAUCAAGAACAACGCUGGCGGCGGUGUCAUGGAGGCGGUUCCCGCAGCGCCAUUGCCGCCGCCAUCAUUGAGUUCGGUGUGCCUGCCUCCGCUGAGUCCGCCCGAGCCACCACCAGGCGAGGCCGCGCCACCCGUGAUGUUGCGCAUCUCGGAGCGCCAGCAGGCCUUACCGCCGUCCUCCGCCGCGUUGUCCAUGUGGCAAUGCCCAUUCUGUGCCUUCGAGAGCGCCCACGACCCUGAGAUCUGCCGCUCACACCUGCUGCAGCACGUGGGAGAGCCAGCAGACUGCCCACUCUGUCCGCGGCAGCUUGCCUCACCCCAGGAGCUGGCGGCACACCUGCGCGAUUUCCAUGAAAGUGCAGGCUUGGCUCCCAUUCUGACCAACCCGGCUGUCGCCACGGCAGGUCGUCCCCCAGACGUGACCUUCACCUGCAUUCCGUGCCAGAUGGAGUUCAGCAGCGAAGAGGACUUUGAAUGGCACGUGCGCACGCACGUGCAGAGUGUUCUCUCUGAGCCACCCGUAGCAGCGCCACGGCCCCCCCUGCCGCCCAGCACCUCCACCAGUGAGGGACCCCUCGACCUGACCGAGGCGCGACCGGCUGCAGCGCCACCUUACUCCGCACCGCUUCCGAUCAAAUUGGAGGCGGAGACUUCUCGCAGCUUGUCGUCCUCUCCACGGUUUCCGCACAAGCCGCAGCAACAACAGCAGCAGCAGCAGCAGCAGCAGCAGCAGCAGCGCCGUCAGCUCCUGUGCGUCGAGUGUGGGAAGCUGUUCGGCUCCAAGGCGCUCUACCGGUACCACGCGCAGCUGCACUUGGAUGUCCAGGGGGUGACAUUCAGGUGCCCGCAGUGCCGGCGGCGGUUCUCCCGCAAGGGGGAGCUGCUGGCGCACACACGGCAGCGCCACCUGCGGCGCCUGCCGUGCCUUCGGUGCGGCCGCCAGUUCAGCUACCGGUGCCUGCAGCAGGCGCACAUAGCCCGGUGCCAGGGUCCGCCGUCGCUCUGCAUCCCCGUGGUGGACGUGCAGGCGGCACGCGGUGCACUCGGUGCCAGCCUCCUCGGCGUCAUCCCUCUGGUGGCACCCGAUGGGCAGGAGGCCAGCCCACUGCUGGGAGUCCCCGUACUGGCGCCGGACUGCCUGCCGCUCAAGAGCCGGCUCAACGGGCUGCACAUCUCAGCACGAAUCGGGCUCUAGUCUUCCACCAGCCCCCCCACUGCUGGAGUACAAAAAGAAAGGGCCUCCACCAGGGAGCAAGGAUGGACAGAACAGGGGUAAAGAAAAACUCCCCUUCAUUGGCACAAGCGUGUGCCGGCGACCAGAUAACGUCACAGUAAAGAAAAGUGUAAGGCAUGUGGGGCAGAGGAAUCUAGACUGAUGGCAUCUAGCAAUGUCACAGAACUAUAAGAUGUAUGUACCACGAUGAGGUCACAUUGCGCUGGCACCACCUGGCGACACGAACUCGCAGCAAGUUUCGUUGCUCGGAAUGUUGCUGCACAUAGCGUGGGCAGAAGGCUCAGAUAGGGGAGCACAGGUCGGUGGCAUCUGGUGGAAUUGUACACAAGCUGCCAGCCCUGUGGUGAUAUCGCUCACCAACACCAGGUGGCGCCACCACGUGACAGGCUUUAGGUGCUGCUCGGGAGCAUUUGUGGCAUUAUCUGGUCGUGCUGGAGAGUGGAGUUUCCUCCGGCCCCGAUCCAUUCUUGCUUCCUGGCUUCCGCCAAAGACUCCCACAGGGGGCCCCGUGCCAAAGGCGUCUUCCAUCCGCCGUCAUCACAGUGCUCCCCGCCCGUCCAGAGAAUUGAGAGAGCAAUAACUGUCGCGGUGCACUAGGAACGCCAUUCGACCCGGUGAAAGAGACUUUGCCAGCCCCCCUGCUCUACCUCAUUGUUUUGUUGCACUAGACUGCUGCAGCGUGGAAGUGAGAGAACGCAGCAGGCUAUACAUGAAAGCAGGGUUGGGAACCUCCCGUACAGAUUUUCUUGGCAGGCCUUUUCAUUGUCGCCUGCAUGUAAUGAUGCUGCUUCCAAAGGCAAUGUAGGGCGCAGUUGCAAGCUGUUUAUUUCUAUACUGUAUGAGAGUGGUAGUAAAGUAAUGGCACCAGGCUUUAACCAAGUGUUGCAUAAAUAGCAGCAGCAGCAGCAAGUGUGCGCAACUAUUCCAGAUGUGUUACUGGCUCCUUCAUGCUGAAAUUUCACACAUUAGCUAUGUGUUUACUGUAUUGCAAUGGGUUCAGUUUGGCACCACGUUUGUGUGCAAAUACUGGGCCUGUUUCAUCCGUGACAAGUAUUGACCCUUGUGCUGCACCGGAAUGAUGGUGCGGUUUGUUAUUUCGGCAUUGAAAAAGUGAUAGAUGGCACCACCAUUGCUUUGCAGUGUAAUCAGCAUUUUUUUUUUUUUUAUGUGGCAUCGCAACAGAAAAUAUGUGCCUCAGAUUUAUUGCGGAUGAGAUAGGGGGCAAGUAAUGCAAGCGAGUAUUGUAUUACGCUGAACCGACUGCAAGAUGCUGCAGCAGUGUGAAAUUCCCGUGCAAGCAAGGUGGCAGUUUCUACCGAAGAUCCAUAUGCACUCCCCUUUAAGUGUAAUGGAAUACAGCAGGUUUUAUAGAAAGCACAGCUGAGCACGUUAUGUAAAAGAUUGUUUUUGCAGACUCUCGCAGCACACAACUUUGCUUUCCCCAGUGCUGUGAGAUACCAUCCUGAUGAAGUUUUUAGGGCUGGGCAAUUAACUGUCUCUUUAAAUAGUUAUUUUUUUCCAGUCAAUCUUUAGUUGCACUCGCGUCAUUUAGGCCAAAGUAAGUGCAAUUAGGAGAGCAUGGCCUCACGCCCUCAACUUAUUGGUUUCCUUGUUCAAAUACCUGCACACUAUUGCAUCAGAAUACAGGGUUUAGUUCAUUUGUCCUUCUGUACUGUCUAUAGUUGGACUAGUUAUCGAAUCAUCGGGCAGGAGGAACGAGAAAAACCACAUAGCAUGAAGAGUGACACAAGCACUGCAUCGUUUGUAUCACCCACUCAUUCCUUUAUGUUGUUUUUUGUGCAUUGUGCCCUCUUUCAAACCAAUUUGUUUAACUUUUUUGCUGGAUGCACUCUUUGUUUAACGGUAAGAACUGUCCAAUUCUAUACGCAUAAUGCCCCCCCCCCCCCUUUUGUUCUUUAGGAGGCUUAUUGUUAAAGUCGGCAUCAUCUAUUGAUAUACAUUUAGGUUGGCUAAACCAAUUAACCGUUCAAUUAGUUGGUAACAGAAUGUUGCUACAUUGUGCUUAAUAAGUGCAAGACUAUUUUAACAACUUAGUAAAGCCUUUCGUACCUGAUAGUAUGAGGUACUGCUUCUUAAAGGUAUUCAGAUAUAAUUCAAAUUAAUUGAUUUGGUAUAUUCUGUGUGCUGCUCCCUGAUUCUGACACAACCUGGUAACAUUCUUUGAAGUGCCAGCUUACACAUUGAUGUUAAACUUAAAAAGAAAAAAGAAAGAAAAUCAUCUACUGCCACUAAUUCUUACCACCGAUCAUGCUUCAAGUUUCAACCAAAAGUAGCGCGACAAUAGUUCUUAUUUUAUUAGCUGCGUGCACACAGAGUAUUGAUGUGUGCAGGAAUGCCAUGUUACUUUAACUAAUAGUCCGACAUGACAUUACUUGAAAAAAGAUAUAUGUAGUCAAGCACCAUGGCUAUGUGCUUAGAAUUACUUUUACUUCUGUAUGCUAUCAUAUUAUAGAUGUUUACCUUCUGCUUGCUUUACUUAUGAUUCCUGCUGCUUUAAUUAAACCUUGCGGCGUUGUUAGAGUGUGUUUCGGUCUGUCAAGAUUGUCGCAUGUGACUGAACUUUAAUUAUAGUUAUUUAUCGAAGUCUGCAGUUGUAUCAUAGCACAGAAUGUGGAGCACAAUUGAAAUCUGAUUAUCUGUAAUAUAAUUAUUUCUCUAGCAUUAGUACAAUUCUACUUGGUUGAGAGAGCAAUGCAGAUUAGGGCUGAUGCUGUUACUAAAGAUAAGGAAGUGUCUCGUGGAAGCAGCAUCAUUUUCCCCAAAUGGUAACAAGUGUACUUGAGU
Messenger RNA from Dermacentor andersoni, 4519 nucleotides. RefSeq lists its product as uncharacterized. Gene Ontology annotation, molecular function: DNA-binding transcription factor activity, RNA polymerase II-specific; RNA polymerase II transcription regulatory region sequence-specific DNA binding. The record is from RefSeq and is a predicted model, not a curated record. Gene Ontology annotation, cellular component: nucleus. Gene Ontology annotation, biological process: regulation of transcription by RNA polymerase II. Lineage: Eukaryota; Metazoa; Arthropoda; Arachnida; Ixodida; Ixodidae.